Molecule: messenger RNA, 1701 nt
Organism: Penaeus chinensis
Lineage: Eukaryota; Metazoa; Arthropoda; Malacostraca; Decapoda; Penaeidae
Product: protein krueppel-like
Exons: 1
Coding region: 689-994 (101 amino acids)
Biological process (GO): regulation of transcription by RNA polymerase II
Molecular function (GO): RNA polymerase II cis-regulatory region sequence-specific DNA binding; DNA-binding transcription factor activity
Source: RefSeq, a predicted model, not a curated record
GGAACAACUAAGUAAAGCAUAAAUGCACGCGGGUUUAUUCUCAGAAAAAUGUAAAAUCCUUAAUAUUGAUUCACUAAAAUAAUUAUGAGGAGCAGAGUUGAAGAAUGACUUCGGUAAGGAUUUUAAAGUUGUGAUAUAUUAUUUCUAUUGUUAUUGUUAUUUGAAAGAAGUAAGACUGUCCAUUUUAAGUUAGCUGUGUAUAUUACUUCACAUGCGAGUUCUUAUUAUUUUCCGAUAGAUAAAUUUUGAUGUUUAGGCGUUUGCUUCACGAAUCGAUUCAUGCUUCAUUUGGAAUGAUUUCUGGUUAUUUUCUGUUGUGUCGUUUAUUUGUUAUCGUUAUUAGUGCAUCAGUUACCAUUCUUGAUAUAGGGAAAAUGUGCCAAGUCAUGUUCAACAGAUAGGUGUGUGAUUCGAGUGUGUAGCUUUAGACGGCUUCAUGCCGGACGUUGGAUGUUGAUGGUGAAGUAGGAGCGAAGGCGCGGUGGUGGUGAAGGUAGUGCUAGAGCAGAGCCUGAAGACGGAUGCCUGCGGGCGCGGCAGGGGGGCGCGAGGUUCCCCGGGAGGCGAGGGUCGGCGACGCCGGCGGAGGCAAGUAAGUGCAGGAGGAGGAGGGCGUCGGGAGAGCGGCGCAGGAGCGGAGAGGGGCGAGGGGUUGACGCGUGUCUUGUGCUUGCAGGCGUCCGUGGCGAUGGCAGCGGCGGCGGCGGCAGCUGCGGCGGCGGCGGCGAUGGACGCGUCCCUGGGCGGCGUCGGGGGCGGCAGCGGCAGCGGCGGCGGCGCGGGCCUGGCCGACUUCCAGUGCCCCGCCUGCGGCCGCCGCUUCGCCCGCCACUGGCACCUGAAGCGGCACCUGGCCACGCACCUGACCGUCAAGCCGUUCAAGUGCCCCUACUGCCCGCACGCCGCCAACAUCAAGAACAACCUCAAGCUCCACAUCCGCAAGAUCCACCCGGGGGAGGCGCUGCCGGAGGAGCGGACGCGCCAGGACGUGUAGGCCUCCGGGAAGGGAGCGCCACUCGCCCCUCGGCCGCCCCCUCCUCCUACACAAAUUGUGAUAACGAUGAACACGAAGAAAAAGAAAGGAAGGUCACGGCCGGUCGCAGAGGGCGGAAGGGAGGGCUGCGGAAGCGUACAAAUCUCUUGAAAGAAUAGGAGAGUUAUGGAAACCGGAAAUUGUCUUUUGUUGCAUGGACGCUUUCAGAGUGUUGAAAAGUUAUCAAUGAUAUGCAAUAAAAACGAAAUGGGAAACAUUAACGUUUAACUAGUCAGGCCGUGUUGUGUGGCUCCUUUUGUGUAGGAAUUAUCGUUGCUUUUGGAAAACAGUUAGUUUUGACUUCACCCAAAAGUGAAUGCAUAUAGGGAUGAUACUGUACUCCAUGAAGAUACUUCUUUCUGUGUACAAGACUUAUUUCUCGAGUGACAGUGGGAAGUAUCUAAGCCUGGGAACAGUUUUGGGGAAGCAGCGAAAGACUAACGCAUGUGCCAUUUGGGAAAAAAGCCAAGAACGUGGGAAGGAAGGCCGGGGGCGGGCAAGGUAUGGCUUCAGGCAUGGCUUCCUGUCGAGGCUGUGAGAUCCUAAGCGGGGGAGCCCAGUGGCGGGAGAAAUCCUGGCGGACGUGCCUCCUGGCCUUGUAGGCGCCGAGGAUCGGAGAGGCGGCGGGGCUUGAGACGACCUAGUGACGAGACGACGUGUUUUCUGUG